Ascochyta rabiei is the source of this 423-nucleotide messenger RNA. RefSeq names its product mitochondrial import receptor subunit Tom22. The record is from RefSeq and is a predicted model, not a curated record. The coding region runs from base 1 to 423 and encodes 140 amino acids. NCBI's taxonomy places the organism in Eukaryota, Fungi, Ascomycota, Dothideomycetes, Pleosporales, Didymellaceae. Gene Ontology annotation, biological process: intracellular protein transport. The transcript has 3 exons. Gene Ontology annotation, cellular component: mitochondrial outer membrane.
AUGGUCAAGCUCGAGGAAGUCAUGGACGAGGAGUUCGUCCGCGAGCAGGACGGCCCCCAUGACGAGGAUGAAUGGGACACAGACUCUGAGUCGGACCUGGAAUCCGAAUCCUCGUUCGUGGCGCCCGACGAGACGCUAUACGAGCGCAUCACCGCGCUGAAAGACAUCAUCCCGGCCUCGACGCGCCGCUCGAUCACCUCAAAGUACGAGACGGUCAGCUCGUGGACAAAGAGCGGGCUGCUGUUUGGCGGCAAGACGCUGUGGGUCGUCAGCACGAGCGCGCUGCUGUUGGGCGUCCCCUGGGCGCUGGCCUACAGCGAGGAGCAGAUGAUUGUCGAGCAGGAGCGCGCCGAGCUGAUGAACCAGAGGGCGCAGAACGAGUUCAUGGCCCCUGGUGCCCAGGACGCGAAGCCUGCGUUGUAA